This is a messenger RNA of Papilio machaon (common yellow swallowtail), 2687 nucleotides long. RefSeq names its product organic cation transporter protein. The coding region runs from base 323 to 2341 and encodes 672 amino acids. Gene Ontology annotation, biological process: transmembrane transport. NCBI's taxonomy places the organism in Eukaryota, Metazoa, Arthropoda, Insecta, Lepidoptera, Papilionidae. Gene Ontology annotation, cellular component: membrane. Gene Ontology annotation, molecular function: transmembrane transporter activity. The record is from RefSeq and is a predicted model, not a curated record. The transcript has 12 exons.
AUGGUGUUUUUAGCGGUUGAUUACGUCAAGUUAUGUUCAAUGGUAUAAGUUAGGCAGUUAUUUAACCGAGCGGUUGGUUCGCAGCCGAACAGUCGGGUAGACGCGGCGGACGCUGCGUUUGCUUAAGUUAUCAAGUAAAUUUAUGUGAUAUUAGUUACUUGUGUUAUUUUUCAGUUUUACUAUCGGAUAGUGUUGUGAACUUUUUUUUAAUUUUGAGUGUACUGAAACCUUAUAAAAGGGCAUCGAUAAAAUCACUCAAGAUUAAAUAGAGCAUGUACAAUAUCCAACAUAAAAGAAGCAUUUAAAAUUAUACAAAAAUAAGAUGGCGCCACAAGAGCGAACUUCUUGUUGUGAGCAGGAGGACGAUUCCCGCCAAAAGGCGGUCAUAGACAACAACCUGUCAAACAUCGAUUUGAGCGGGAGCUUUAUUAACAAAGCGUUCACAAAUGACAGCACAGAUAAUACAAGUAAUACGACAAAUAAAAUAAGUGAUACUAUAAAUAAUAAUGGAAAUGAAAACGAAAAGAAACCGACAGACUUUGACGAUCUAUUACCUUAUGUCGGUGAAUUUGGAUUAUAUCAGAAAAUGUUGUUCCUGUUAAUGAUACCGUUUGCAUUUUUUGUCGCAUUCGUUUAUUUCUCACAAAUAUUUAUGACCAUCGUUCCUGAGCAGCAUUGGUGCUGGGUUCCUGAGCUGGCUAAUUUAACAGUUGAAGAAAGGCGAGCAUUAGCGAUACCACCAAAGUCCGAGGGUCCGUACUCGCACGACAGAUGUCGCAUGUACUCCGCGGACUGGGCAGCGGCACUAGCACAGGGCAGGACCACGCCCGACGACGAGUGGCCCAUUAUACCCUGCACCCACGGCUGGGAGUACAACAAGAGCGAUGUGCCCUAUGACACCAUAGCCUCUGAGUUGGACUGGGUUUGCGAGAAGGACAAUCUACCUGCAACCGCGCAGGCUAUCUUCUUCUGUGGAGCCAUCGUGGGCGGGUUGGUAUUCGGCUGGAUAGCAGACAAGUACGGACGGAUACCAGCUCUAGUUGGUACGAACUUGAUGGGUUUCACGGCGGGCUUGGGAACCGCGUUCUGCUCUACCUUUUGGUCCUUUGCGCUGUGCCGCUUCCUCGUCGGCCUCGCCUUCGACAACUGCUUCACUAUGAUGUACAUCCUCGUUUUGGAAUACGUUGGUCCGAAAUGGAGGACAUUCGUGGCGAAUAUGUCGAUCGCUCUCUUCUUUACGCUGGCGGCCUCGCUGCUGCCCUGGAUCGCGCUGCUGGCGGACGACUGGAGGCUGUUCGCUGCUGUAACCAGUGCUCCCUUCAUACUGGCCCUCGCGACCCCCUGGGUGGUCCCGGAGAGUGCUAGGUGGCUAGUAUCCCAAGGUAAAAUAGACAAAGCAUUAGUCAUAAUGAAAAAGUUCGAACGGAUCAACAAAACAAAGAUACCCGACAAAGUACUAAACGAAUUCACUGAAUCAUCUCUGAAAACGAUUAAAGAAAGCGAAGCGGAAUCCCGCAGUUACUCCGUACUGGAUCUCUUCAAGACGCCUCGUCUGCGGAAGAACGCAAUCCUACUCAUCAUCAUCUGGAUGGCCAUCUCUUUGGUCUUCGACGGUCACGUGAGAAAUGUGGGCUCUUUGGGCUUGGACAUAUUUCUUACGUUCACCAUUGCCUCUGCCACUGAGUUGCCUGCAGAUACAUUUUUGACAGCGGUACUUGAUAGAUGGGGCAGAAGAUGGCUGGCGUGCGGCUCCAUGGUCAUUAGUGGUAUUUUCAGUUUGUUAGCCACGGCUGUACCAGUUGGUGGUCCAUCAGCGUCAUUGGCUAUAAUGGGCAGGUUUGCGGUGAACAUUUCGUACAACAUCGGACUCCAGUACGCGGCCGAGCUGCUGCCGACAGUGGUGCGGGCGCAGGGCGUCGCCCUCAUUCACAUCAUGGGCUACGUCGCCUCUAUAGUCGCACCAUUUGUUGUCUAUCUGGCUAACAUCUCACAAGACCUUCCACUGCUGAUCCUGGGCGUACUUGGAGUGAUGGGAGGUCUGUUGUGCCUCUUCUUACCGGAGACCAUGGACACUGAAAUGCCUCAGACUCUUCAGGACGGGGAGAACUUCGGGAAAGAUCAGAAGUUCUGGGAUAAUCCUUGCUUCUCCAGGAAAACAGUCGAUGAUGAGAGUCCAGAGAGGUACACCAAACGAGCCUCAGUUGCACACGAGGAGCCUCAGUUCAUUAGGUCAGUGCCCAGUGCCAUCAGCUCGAGAGCCUCUAUCAGGGCCUCAGUCAGAGCCUCCGCGAGAGGCUCGCUUAGGAAACGGGAGGUCAGCAGAAAGAGAGAAAUGGUAUAAAGACUUGUUGGAAACAUAUUGGAAAGAUCUCGAAUGUAUUGUUAAUAUUUUUUUCACGUUUAGUACAAAUUUUAAAUCCUUAAUGUAAGAAAGACCAACAUUAUAAAUGUACUAUUAAAUAUUUAAAGCUGUGUUUCUAACAAAAUACAACGAGCCAGUUAAUAUGGAAGUUGUAAGUCAAAAUACGUUGAAGUACAAAAAAUCUAUGACGCAUGUUUUUCAAGAGCAAGUUGACUUACAGGCAUUUUUGAAUCCAAUACAGUUCUUGCCUAAAUAUAUCCGUAGUAUGGAUAUUUAUUUAUUAUACUUGAAUUUUGCCCGAUUUCUUGCCUUAAUGUGAUUUUGU